Molecule: messenger RNA, 447 nt
Organism: Emericellopsis cladophorae
Lineage: Eukaryota; Fungi; Ascomycota; Sordariomycetes; Hypocreales; Bionectriaceae
Exons: 3
Coding region: 1-447 (148 amino acids)
Source: RefSeq, a predicted model, not a curated record
AUGGCCACCGCUGAAACCGUCGACCUGGGCCCAGCCCAUCCCCCCAAGGAAGACUCCAUCGUUGCCUUUGAGCAUCUCCUCCCCGAGCUCAAGAGCCAGCUCGCUCGCAUGCGCCGUGACUAUCAAAAGCACGAGACCGAGUACUUUGCCGUCGCACAGAAGCUCUCCGACAACGAGCUGACAGCCUUCCAAACGUCCGACUUUACCUCGGUCCGCGUCGCCACCACGGCCUACGGCAUCCACCUCUUUGGAAAGAUCCGCAUACCAGCCCUGGCCGAGAGCGGUGGUGGCCCUGCUUACAUCCACGUGAGGAUCUUCAUCGCCGGAGGCGACGAGCCGCCCAAGCUGCACAGCAUCCACACCGAGGAGAAGGACGACGAGACUGGCGGCAAGACGUACCGCGCCAUCUUCACAGAGCAGGACGAGCUGGAGUGGUUUGACACAUAG